AUGGAGACAGAGAACCAAUCAGAGGUCUGCUUUUCACAACUCAACAUUUCCUGCAGGAACCCCACAACUCAUUGGUCUGAAGGUGUUCUUUUGACUGUUCUGCUGUCCAUCAUCUGUAUCUUCACUGUGGUUCUCAACCUGCUGGUCAUCAUCUCAAUCUCCCAUUUCAGGCAGCUCCACACUCCCACCAACCUCCUCCUCCUCUCUCUUGCUGUCUCUGACUGUCUGGUGGGCCUCCUGGUGAUACCAGGAGAAAUCCUGCGACACACAUCCUGUUGGACUCUUGGUGAUGUUCAGUGCUUGUGGUACAACUACCUGGCCUACUUUGUGACGUCUGUUUCCGUAGGAAACAUGGUGCUGAUAUCAGCUGAUCGUUAUGUCGCUAUUUGUGAUCCUCUGCAUUACAACACCAAGGUCACUGUGAGAAGAGUCCAACUUUGUGUUUGUCUCUGUUGGUUCUUUGCUCUCCUCUACUGCAGCGUCAUUUUGAAGGAUCAGCUGAUGCAACUAGGAAAGAAUAAGUCCUGCUGUCGAAGGUGUGCUGUUGUUAUUGACUAUUAUGCAGGAGUUGUUGAUGUUGUUGUGACCUUCAUCCUCCCUCUCAGCAUCAUCAUCACUCUGUACAUGAGAGUGUUUGUGGUUGCUGUGUCUCAGGCGCGAGCCAUGCGCUCUCAUGUUACAUCAGUCACGCUACAACAUUCAGUCACUGUCAGAGCAAAGAAAUCAGAGCUGAAAGCAGCCAGGACUCUUGGUGUCCUUGUCCUCGUCUUCCUCAUGUGUUUCUGUCCAUUUUACAUUGGCACUCUUACGGGUGUGGCGUCAUAUUUAAGGUUUGUGAUUAUUGUGUUCUAUUUCAACUCCUGUUUAAACCCGUUGAUCUAUGCCUUGUUUUAUCCGUGGUUUAGAAGAGCUGUUAGACACAUUGUUACUCUGCACAUACUGCAACCUGGCUCCUGGGGAGAUAGCAUUCUGUAG
Messenger RNA from Dunckerocampus dactyliophorus (ringed pipefish), 975 nucleotides. RefSeq names its product trace amine-associated receptor 13c-like. The coding region runs from base 1 to 975 and encodes 324 amino acids. Lineage: Eukaryota; Metazoa; Chordata; Actinopteri; Syngnathiformes; Syngnathidae. The transcript has 2 exons. Gene Ontology annotation, molecular function: trace-amine receptor activity. Gene Ontology annotation, biological process: G protein-coupled receptor signaling pathway. The record is from RefSeq and is a predicted model, not a curated record. Gene Ontology annotation, cellular component: membrane.